Messenger RNA from Oncorhynchus masou masou (cherry salmon), 3383 nucleotides. Its product is annotated as serine-rich adhesin for platelets-like. NCBI's taxonomy places the organism in Eukaryota, Metazoa, Chordata, Actinopteri, Salmoniformes, Salmonidae. The record is from RefSeq and is a predicted model, not a curated record. The transcript has 9 exons. Bases 202 to 1209 code for a protein of 335 amino acids.
UUCCACUUAAUAGGUUGCGUCUCCUGUGCUGUCACUAGGAAGAACAGAGGUUAGUGACACUGGGAGAAAAGGAGAGCGGCGAGACGGAGAGAGAGAGGCUCUACACAUCAUCCGCAGCUGAUACAGACAGUUUCAUCCUCAGACUUUUGCUCAACACUACACACGGACUGGACUAAGGGCUCCUACUCCCUCCAGAAGACUAUGGCCUCAACAGCUUUUUUUAAAGGCACAGGCCUCCUGCUCUUCUUACUACUGGGACUGCAGCCAUCGUCAUUUAUUUCAGGACAAAACAUCACCUCAAGUUCCAAUUCAACGGCCGAUGCUGCAUCAACUGUGAUGUCACCUGGCAUGAGUACUGACUCUGCAGCAACUAUCGUGACAGCUACCACAGCUCAAACUACAAUGUUGUCUGCCAUUUCUUCUAUGAAUGCUACAAUGUCGUCUGCAGGGUUGGGUAGUGGAACCGCAAGCACGGGCAAUGCCACUUCAUGGGGCACCAGUGGCAUGACCAUGAUAUCCUGUCGCCAGUUCUCCUGUAACUACUCAGACUGCAACGAUGUGUACAUGAAUAUGACUUCUGUUUCAUGCAACGCUAAUAUCACCUUCUGUGAGCUGAAGAGACAGGAAGACAUGACAUACACUGGUGGCUGCAGUUCCUCCUGCAGUAAUGCCUGUGUCAACGACACUCAGACCAACUGUUCCAUGGGAUGCUGCAACUCCACUGGCUGUCUUAGCUCUACCCUGGCCUCCAUGGUUCGCCCAAACACUACAACAGUGACUACAGUGAUGAUGACCACCACCACAACCACAGUAGCAGCCACCACCACUACAACUGCUGAGCCAACCAAUAAACUUAAGAGGUGUCAGAUGUUUCAGUGCACAGAGCAGAACUGUUACAAGACUUGGAUAACCAAAGACCCAAUGCCUUGUCCCCUCAACCAGCCCUACUGUGAGCUGAAAAAGAUGACAACUGGUUCAACAACGAUCUGGAUGGGAGGCUGCAAUGCCAACUGCACAAGAAACACCUGGUGUACGACCACAACAGAUACAUGCCACCAAGAGUGCUGCAACACCUCCAUGACCUCCUGCCUCAAGCUGGAUGGUACUCUGAACGUUCCUUCUUCUGACGCUAGGGGUCUGCACUUCCCUUUAGCAUUGGUCACUGCUGCUCUGCUGGUUUGUCUGCUCAGCAUUGGUUCUCUGGUUUAAACUGGGUCGUGUUCAGCAGGUACCAAGCGGAAAAAAAUGUAUUGAAAGAGGGAGGAAAUUCUUUGACUUGUCCGUUGCAAAAUGGUUUAAAUUGUUGCCUGUUGUGUGACUUAAUGAACACAACCCUGAUGUGUCGACCUACUGAGCCAUUGCUUGAAUAACAUACAGCGGUAGUAGUUAGCACAGAAAAACCUGGUUUCCAUUCCACAUGAAUAGUAUACUGGUUGUAGGUCGAGCCUACUCUGUUUUUGUUUGUUUGUGGGUUUGCUUGUAUAUGAGAUGUAUUGAGGAACUGUAUAUGAGGGCUCAUAUGUGCUUUUGAAAAAUGUAGGCAAUUUAAGUGAUAAUGAUUCCCCUAUGUGAGUCCAAACCAAAUGGGUUUAAAGGGUAUUAUUGAAGAAUAUGAUGAUUAAUAUGGCUACAGAAAGCUACUCGACCAUACCAUCAACCCAUUUAUAAAUCAGUAAUGUGUCAAACAUAAUCCACAGAAGAGGGUAGCUAUUUAUGAUCAUAGAUGACUGACCUAAUGUAUGGUAGGGUAAUUAAUUAUCUGCUUUUUGAUACUUAUUGAGAUUUGUGUAAGUUGAUGUUUACAAUUGUGACAUUUUCAUAAAUGUCCUCUUUUUUUAGGCACACUGUUAUUUUCUUUCGCCAGUGGUUUGCAUGAUGACUUGCAUGUUUUCUUUGAUUUUGCACUUGCAAAGACCUUCUAGCCUAGUCUCAGAUCAGGUUGUGCUCUUGCUCACUCAAUUGCUCAUUGACAAACCAAACAUGCCCAGGACAAGGAGUUGGCAUGAUAGCACAAACUGACUGGCACUCAGGCUAAAGGCUUUCUCCAAUACAAAAGCAAAUAUCUGUUCUUUACAGAUAUUGCAUAAUGACUCAGUUAUUACCUAGUCUUAGAAAGCAUAUUGUGAAAGACAGAUUUUUGCACUUGUAAAAAAACAACAACAUAUAUGUUGGGCUAUAGAAGGUGUUUGAAAUAUUUGUGCUGACGCAUUGAGGUGUAAUUCAUAUCUGUGAAUGUAGUCAUACACUGUACAACUGUAAUGUGUUUUUUACUCCUUUUAUUAUUUCGCUGUAUUCUUAUUUAUAAUUCACCCUCAUAACAAUAUGGAAAUUGAUUUAUAAAAAUUGGUUAUGAAAUUGGGUUAUAAAAAAUGGCAAAGUGUGUAUUUUACAGUAGUUUCAUGGAAAGUUGCCAUACAACACCUGAUAUGGCAUAUCUAAUAUUUGGAGAAAAGUUACAAAAAGAAAUGUGUCAUGUUGGAUACUUUCUACAUUGUGUAUAUUGUACAAACUGUAACAACUGAUUUUAAAGUCACCUAAAUAUAAAUUAAAUAAAUGUUUGACCAAAACAAAAUGUGAAUAUUUUCUUUGAAAUUGUCUGCAGAGCUCACCUGUUAUGAGAUUUAUUUAGCUAUUUGAAUCAACUAGACUUAACAAACACUGCAUCAACAGAAACACAAAAGAUUAUCAACAAGAGGACAGGCCAGGUCCUUAUAGACUUGUUCUUAUUUAGAAUUUGUACCUUAUAAAGUAUUGGCCAUUUGGAAUUCAUACAUAGAUUAAAAGUUCUGAUUAAAACAUUUAAAUUAUGACAAAACAUUAUUAUGUAUUACGUGCCUCAAUGCACCAUGCAUUAGAAUUUGAUUACCAUGGAGAUGGCUGUUAAAACCACAUACAAAUAAUACAUUUUCUGUAGCUGUGGCUAAAACCAUAGAUAUACAAACACUAAUGGUAUAUUGUCUAUGUUUAAAGCAAUAUUGUUGAAAUAUCAUUACAAUUGUAAAGGUUGUGUCAAGCCCUGGUCGAAAUAUAUUAUGUUUAUUUGUCAUUUAUUCGGUCAGGCCAGGGUGUGACAUGGGUUAUUGUGGUGUGCUUUUGUCUUGGGGUUUUGUGGGAUGUCUAGCAUUAGUCUAUGGCUGCCUGAGGCGGUUCUCAAUCAGAGUCAGGUGAUUAUCGUUGUCUCUGAUUGGGAACCAUAUUUAGGCAGCCAUAUUCUUUGUGUGUUUCGUGGGUGAUUGUCCUUAGUGUCCUUGUUCCUGUCUCUAUGUUAGUUUACACUAGUAUAGGCGUUUUCGUUACGUUCAUUUCGUUCUUUGUUUUUGUAGUAUUUGUAUUGAUUCGUGUUUACGUUUGUUAAUUAAACAUGGAUCGCAAUCUACAUGCUG